Notothenia coriiceps (black rockcod) is the source of this 2393-nucleotide messenger RNA. RefSeq names its product TSC22 domain family protein 2-like. The coding region runs from base 673 to 2376 and encodes 567 amino acids. The transcript has a single exon. NCBI's taxonomy places the organism in Eukaryota, Metazoa, Chordata, Actinopteri, Perciformes, Nototheniidae. The record is from RefSeq and is a predicted model, not a curated record.
UGCCUACAACAUAGCCAUCUUGUCAGUGACUACGUGAGGGAGGUAACUGUAGGCGCUGUUUAGACUCUCGUUUGUUUUAAAGCGUGAAACUGGAGGACGGUUUCUUCUCUCUAACGCCGCCAGCUUCACAGUAAGUGUCGCCACUGAAUGACCUGAAGCUCGUGAGGUGAGUGGACUCAAAGGACUGCUUUCGGGAAGAUGUCUCACAGACUUGUUCCGACGUAGGGGGAGUGUGCAGCAGCCACUUGCUUGACUUGCUAGCUAGCUCAGUGAGUGGAGGGCUGCGGGCCCUCCUCAGCCUAAAGUAGGUCCUACAGCUGGGCAACACACUCUGCGACAACGGCCGUCUCACAACGGGACCACCGGGACAUUAGCAGGCCGGUCAGGACCGACAGGGAGCUGAGGAGCAAUCCUCCAACAGGCGGCUGGUAUCACUGUCUAAAGACGCAUUGCCUGACAACCCGACACGAUAAGCGUUAUGAGCCCAUGAAACGCAACAGGAGAUCGAGAGAGGAAGAGGGAUGGCGUAAAUUCAUUUUGAUUACAGUUAGCUAGGCUAAGUAUUACACAUGCAAGUUUGCUGUGGAAUAUGAUCUAAGCUUUAAGAAGCUGCAACCAGCUCGUCCCUUUUUCACGAAGGAUUCACACGGCACUUGGAAUCAGCCUGUCAAUAUGUCGAACAUGCCGGCCAAGAAGAAGAGCUGCUUUCAGAUCACCAGUGUGACUCAGGCCCAGGUUGCGGCUAUAGGUGCCGCGGACGACACGGAGAGUCUGGACGACCCGGACGAGUCCCGGACGGAAGAUGUGUCGUCAGAGAUUUACGACAUGUCACGGGCUGAGUACGAACCUGUUUGUGACAGGAGCUCAUCUGAAGAAGCCUUGAACAAUGUCGGAGAGCCAGAGGCAAUCAGUGUUAUUGCGCCAUCACACAUACCUCAAGCCGGUCAGUUGCCUGCGCUGUCAGGCAAUGCAGCGGGGGAGUUUCGAAAGGGGAGAGUGUCGGCCUCCACUCAAGGUGGUCAGCAGCCCGCGGGGAUCGGUGCUGCAGCUGGUGGAGCCCCCAUCCCUCAGCCAGGGGCCUUGCAGCAACAGCCUGCCCCGGCAGCCACCGUGUCCGUAAACACAUCCCAACCUGCUGCAGUGACCAGUCCAGCUCCUCCUCCUGCCACCUCCACCGUGAGCUGCACUUCUCGCUUUAGGGUCAUUAAACUCGAUCAUGGUACUGGAGAACCUUUCAGAAGAGGCAGGUGGACAUGUACAGAGUUUUAUGAGAAGGACUCCGAGAGCUCUGCUGUUAGUAGGACUGCAGAUAGCAUUAGGCAUGUCAACAACAGUGCAACAACACUGGACCCUGCUGCUGACAGAGACAGUGGGCUCGGGCAUACAGGAGGAUCUGUGGUUCCCCCCGCAUCGCACUCAGGUCAGGGUUUGGGCUCGGUGGCGGACGCUUCUCUCUCAUCCCGCAUGCAUUCAGUGGAGACGCCACCACAGCAGCAGCAGCAGCAGCAGCAGCAGCAGCAGCAACAACAACAAAUCCAACAUCAAAACUACAACGACGGGAUGCCUCCUUCAGCCCAUCCCGUCGUUUACCCUGCCCAGCAGCAGCAACAGCAGCUUCCCAUGGGCCACCACCUGACCGGCCAGUCUUCUGGACUGCCGCAGAACCCGACAGAGUUCUAUCAGCAGCAACAGCCCCCUUCCAUGCAGCCAGGGCCUCUGACUGGCCAUCCCGUCCCAGUGUCCAGCCUCUCUGGUGGGCCACAGCCCAUGGGACAAGGCUCGGUCCUACCUGCAUCCUCCGCGGGGGCUUCUGUGCCAAGUCAGGUGGGAGAUGUAACAGGAGGGGGGUCUAUAGCGAGCGGACAGCCAGGCCUCUUGCAGCAGCAGACCGGGGGAAUUGGAGGCGUUUUACUGGUCAGUGGAUCCACUCUGCAGCAGCAAGCUGUGAGUCAGUACACAGCCGCCGGACAGCCUCAACCCCACGGCCUCCACCCCGUCUCCUCCGGUGUACAAAACGUGCCUGGCAUCGCAGCGAGCUCCAGUGUGCCCACCACUGUGCCCCUGGCUGUGCCCAGUGCCUCCAGUGCAGCCAUGCCAAAUGUGACAAGCUCAAGUAUGCCUCAAGGCCAGGUAGCCUACAGCAGGACUCAAGGGGCUCUAGGGAUGCAGGGCCUCGGAGCAACUGGAUUUGGACUUGUUGAGGGGGCUGGUGGGGUUCGAGGGAGGUUCGAGGGUCUUUUCAACACACAGUCUCCUGUUGUCUUUGGAAGGGAAGCGGCAAGGCCCCUCAAUCCUGAGAGCCUGCAGCUCGCCACCCCGACUGUCAACAGCCUAUUUGGAAUCCACAUACCUGUCGACGGGGAUGUGGACAGGUAAUAGUCUCUACAUCUAAU